AUGUUCAAGAUGGAUUACUCGUACCUGAACUCCUACGACUCGUGCAUGGCCGCCAUGGAGGCGUCGGCGUACGCGGACUUCAACUCGUGCAGCCAGGCCAACAGCUUCCAGUACAACCCCAUCCGGAGCAGCUUCGCCGCCAGCCCGGGCUGCCCGCCGCUCGGCACCGCCAACUGCGCCCUGGGCGCCCUGCGCGACCACCAGCCCUCGCCCUACUCCGCAGUUCCCUACAAGUUCUUCUCGGACCCCUCCACCAUCAAUGAGAAAAGGAAGCAGCGCAGGAUCCGGACAACGUUCACCAGCUCCCAGCUGAAGGAACUGGAGAGAGUCUUUGCAGAGACCCACUACCCCGACAUCUACACCAGGGAAGAGCUGGCCCUCAAAAUCGACCUCACUGAAGCCAGGGUGCAGGUCUGGUUCCAGAACCGCCGAGCCAAGUUCCGCAAGCAGGAGCGAGCCGCCAACGCCAAGGGGCAGACCGGCGGCAACGGCGGCGCCCCGGCCGGCAAGAAGCCCGACCCCCGCUCCUCCUCGGAAGACGACGAAUCCAAGGAGUCCACCUGCAGCCCGACCCCCGACAGCACCGCCUCUCUGCCCGCAGCCGGCAGCCUGAACAGUCCGGGCAGCAGCCUGAGCCCCAGUCCCGGCACAGGGCAGCAAGGCAUGGGGCCGGGCCACUCUGCCCAGGCCCUCAAGCCCCCGCUGUGGGCGGGGGUGACCACCAGCAACGGGGCCACCAACACGGCCGACCUGCUGAAGGCCUGGCAGCCGGCCGAGGCGAUGCCGGGACCGUUCUCCGGCGUCCUUUCCUCCUUCCACCGGAAGCCCAACCCCCUCAAGGCCAACCUGUUCUAA
Varanus komodoensis (Komodo dragon) is the source of this 855-nucleotide messenger RNA. It is a transcript of the gene PHOX2A, whose product is annotated as paired like homeobox 2A. Bases 1 to 855 code for a protein of 284 amino acids. Gene Ontology annotation, biological process: regulation of transcription by RNA polymerase II. Lineage: Eukaryota; Metazoa; Chordata; Lepidosauria; Squamata; Varanidae. The record is from RefSeq and is a predicted model, not a curated record. The transcript is spliced from 3 exons. Gene Ontology annotation, molecular function: DNA-binding transcription factor activity, RNA polymerase II-specific; RNA polymerase II transcription regulatory region sequence-specific DNA binding.